Phaedon cochleariae (mustard beetle) is the source of this 1519-nucleotide messenger RNA. Lineage: Eukaryota; Metazoa; Arthropoda; Insecta; Coleoptera; Chrysomelidae. The record is from the annotation of a GenBank genome assembly.
UUAACUGUUACUAGGACUACAUUGCCAGGACUCCUUUCCGAUUGUAACCUUGACAUCUGAUUGAUUUGUAAAUGGAUCACGUCAAUAAGACAUUGCAUUUAUCUUUGAAGCAAGAUAUCAAAGUUUUAACUGAAACUAUCGAAAAUAUCGCUGUAGACACAGACUUCAAGUCAUGGAUGUUUCCUACAAAAAAAAGCGAAUUUGUGAAAGAAUUCAUCAAUGUAAACAGAGUUUUCGAAUAUGGUGAUACAGAAUUGUACUUAGAACUUCUAGUGGAUAGGUUGUACGUUGGAUUGAGAUUGGUUAUAUCCCACUUACAAAAAACGUUGAAUCAUGCUCGAAAUGAUGAAUCAGCUGAGGAUAAUAUAGUAAUACAAAAACCUAGGCAAAUUACCAUCGGUUGUUGUUUUUUGAACCUGUGGAAAAUAGUCGAAGCUCUUGCUAUCGAAAUGGCAGAUGACGGCAAUCAAACAAUAACUAUUCCAAGGAAAGCCAUGAGUAGAACAUACAGAAAUGGAAAAACUCAGACUGAUAAUAUUUCAUUAGAUAAAUGUGAUAGCUGUGCCUCUGCAAUAUCUUGCAUGAAGAGUUUAAUGGACAUUUUCGAAGAAUCUGAUGAUAUAUCAAUUAAAAAGAAGAUUCGCCCACGAAUAUUCGAUAUUACUCAGUUUGGGAGCAUGUUGCACACCACAAUUUCUGUGGAAAAUAGCGUGAAAUCUCUCGUUGCAAAAUUGGUUGGAAAACAGAGAGAAAACGAAGAACUCCAAAUGGAACUUGUGGAGCUCAGAAAAGAGAGUAGAGAAAAGGAUGGCAAAAUCAGUUUAUGCCAACAGGAAGUGAGGGUAUACAAGGAAAAAUGCCGAAAAAAUUCGGUGAUGAUAUCAUCCCUUCUGGAACAACGGGAAGCGUUUGUCAAGAAGAACUCUGAAGACCAUAAAGAAAGGGAAGAACUGAAAGAACGCAUAUCGAGACUGAACGAGUCAUCCAAAACUGAUGAAAUAACAAUCAAAAAUCUAAAAAUGGAAAACCAAAAGAUGACCGAUCAUUUCAUGACUUCGUUGAAUUUACAAAAAAUAUCUGCCCAUAAAAUAUCUGGCCUGCAAAAAAAUAUCGAAACUCUCGAAUAUGAGCAAGAACUAAUUUCUCAUGGGUUUCGGCAGUUUGAAGUAGCCAUUGAAAAUUUGAAUAUUAGGCUUAUCAAUAUUUCAAAAUGUCACAGUAAUACAGAGUACAAAAUCAAAACAUUGAACGAUGGUGAUUGGUUGGAAAAUAUACCAAACAUGAUAGUCAAAUUCAAAGUAUACAAGGAAAAUGUUAAAGAAAAAAUUGUUGAAGCGAGCAUUGAUCAAAUGGAAAAUGUCCCAGUUAUUCCCAAGUUUCAAAUUAAAGGCAACCCUUUAGAAGACAUAUCCAGGCAAAUGGAGGAAAACAGCGAGAAGAUUAGGCAACUGAAUGAAGAGAAUGCCAAGUUGCAAAUUAUCAUAUCUAGAUUUAAAUGUAUAAAAAAAUAAAUUACAUU